Messenger RNA from Gavialis gangeticus (Gharial), 3640 nucleotides. It is a transcript of the gene ELMO1, whose product is annotated as engulfment and cell motility 1. Gene Ontology annotation, biological process: actin filament organization; cell motility. Bases 346 to 2529 code for a protein of 727 amino acids. The transcript has 23 exons. Lineage: Eukaryota; Metazoa; Chordata; Crocodylia; Gavialidae. Gene Ontology annotation, cellular component: guanyl-nucleotide exchange factor complex; plasma membrane. The record is from RefSeq and is a predicted model, not a curated record.
AGGAAGGAAGAGGAAGUGAGAGCAGCAAGCGGCAGCGAGAGUGUGUGCGCUCGAGUCUGAGGAUGGGAUAGAGUCUCUCCCAACACCAAAACAGCAGCGGCAACUUCCAUGGUGGCAGAGGCGUGUGCGGCAGGGAGACAAACUUUUCCCGGGGGAAGGCGGCUCGCCGGGGGGGUGAAGGUGCUUGGGGCCCGGCGUGGAAGAACUAAUGCGACUGUCUGCCCCCUGAGAAUGGCAUAAACAACAUUUUAGAAGUUCCUGAUAAAACAACUGUGUGAAUGAAACAGAGUCUCUGCAGUAUUUAGUGUCCAGUUUUACUGGCUUUGAAGAACAGCGGCAUUGACAAUGCCACCUCCUGCUGAUAUAGUGAAAGUGGCUAUAGAAUGGCCAGGUGCCUUCCCCAAGUUAAUGGAAAUUGAUCAAAAAAAGCCAUUGUCUGCAAUAAUAAAAGAAGUCUGUGAUGGGUGGUCUCUUGCAAACCAUGACUAUUAUGCACUGCAACAUGCUGAUAGUUCUAAUUUCUACAUUACGGAAAAGAAUCGUAAUGAAAUAAAAAAUGGAGCUAUCCUUCGAUUAACAACCUCUCCAGCUCAAAAUGCACAGCAGCUCCACGAGAGGAUCCAGUCUUCUAGUAUGGAUGCCAAAUUAGAAUCACUGAAAGAUUUAGCCAGUUACUCGCGGGAUGUUACGUUUGCCCAGGAAUUUAUAAACCUAGAUGGUAUCUCUCUCCUUACGCAGAUGGUUGAAAGUGGCACAGAACGAUAUCAGAAAUUGCAGAAGAUAAUGAAGCCCUGCUUUGGAGACAUGUUGUCCUUUACACUGACUGCCUUUGUUGAGCUGAUGGAUCAUGGGAUUGUAUCUUGGGAUACAUUCUCUGUGGCAUUCAUCAAAAAGAUAGCAAGUUACGUGAACAAAUUUGCAGCAGACAUCUCUAUCUUGCAACGGUCAUUAGCGAUCCUGGAAUCCAUGGUGCUCAAUAGCCAUGAUCUAUACCAAAAAGUAGCACAAGAAAUUACUAUUGGCCAAUUAAUCCCACAUCUUCAGGGGACAGAUCAAGAAAUCCAAACAUAUACCAUUGCAGUCAUAAAUGCGCUUUUCCUCAAAGCACCUGAUGACAAGAGGCAGGAGAUGGCAAACAUUUUGGCACAAAAACAGCUUCGUUCAAUCAUCUUAACACACGUUAUCAGAGCACAGAGGGCCAUCAAUAAUGAAAUGGCACACCAGCUUUAUGUUCUGCAAGUGCUCACCUUUAAUCUUCUGGAGGACAGAAUGAUGACCAAAAUGGAUCCCCAGGAUCAGGCUCAGCGAGAUAUCAUAUUUGAACUCCGAAGAAUUGCUUUUGAUGCAGAGUCUGAGACCAACAACAGUAGUGGCAGUAUUGAGAAACGCAAAUCUAUGUAUACCAGAGAUUAUAAAAAACUUGGAUUUAUUAAUCAUGUAAACCCAGCAAUGGAUUUUACACAGACCCCUCCAGGAAUGCUAGCCCUUGACAACAUGUUGUACUUCGCUAAGCAUCACCAGGAUGCAUAUAUACGGAUUGUCUUGGAAAAUAGUAGCCGAGAAGACAAACAUGAAUGCCCAUUUGGCCGAAGUAGCAUUGAGCUGACAAAGAUGCUGUGUGAAAUAUUGAAAGUAGGAGAACUACCCAGUGAGACCUGCAAUGAUUUCCAUCCCAUGUUCUUCACACAUGACAAAUCAUUUGAGGAGUUCUUCUGUACCUGCAUCCAGCUGUUGAACAAAACGUGGAAGGAAAUGAGGGCAACCUCUGAAGACUUCAACAAGGUAAUGCAGGUGGUGAAGGAACAAAUAAUGAGAGCACUCACUACCAAGCCUAGCUCUCUGGACCAAUUCAAAAGUAAACUUCAGAAUCUAAGUUACACAGAAAUUUUGAAAAUCCGUCAGUCUGAGAGAAUGAACCAGGAAGAUUUCCAGUCUCGUCCAAUUCUGGAGCUAAAAGAGAAGAUUCAGCCUGAAAUCUUGGAGCUGAUCAAGCAGCAACGUCUUAAUCGACUUGUUGAGGGCACCUGCUUUAGGAAACUAAAUAGUCGACGGCGACAAGACAAAUUCUGGUAUUGUCGACUAUCACCAAAUCACAAAGUCUUGCACUAUGGAGAUUUGGAAGAAAGUCCCCAAGGAGAAGUCCCGCAUGAUUCUUUGCAGGAUAAAUUGCCUGUGGCAGAUAUAAAAGCAGUUGUGACAGGAAAGGACUGUCCUCACAUGAAGGAGAAGGGAGCUCUUAAACAAAACAAGGAGGUGCUCGAGCUUGCUUUCUCUAUAUUGUAUGACUCAAAUGGCCAAUUGAAUUUCAUUGCUCCUGACAAGCAUGAGUACUGUGUCUGGACUGAUGGGCUGAAUGCCCUUCUUGGGAAGGAUAUGAUGAGCGAUUUGACGCGAAAUGACCUGGACACACUGCUCAGUAUGGAAAUAAAGCUUCGUCUCCUCGACUUGGAAAACAUACAAAUUCCUGAUGCCCCCCCACCUAUCCCAAAGGAGCCCAGCAAUUAUGAUUUUGUUUACGACUGUAACUGAAGCUGCUUGUCGAAACUCACAUUUAAACUGGAAAUAUUAUAACUGGAGAGAUUAACAAAGAAUGAAAAAACACAAACGCACCUUGGAUUUUGGCUUUGGGGGUGUAAAGAAAAACACUCGCUUCCCUUCCCAUUCCCUGCAUUCUUCCUUCUCUCUGAUCCCAUCUCCCUCAUUGCUUGUCAGAACCUACAUUGCUUUAAUUCACUUCUAAUUGCAGUCCCUUGGACACGGCUAAGGCGAAGACAACCACUGCAAAAUGCCCCCCCAGAGGAACAUUUUAAUUUUUAAUACUAGAAUAAACAUUCAAAUAUGGACAGUGCUUCCCAAAUGCAUGUCUGCGAAACCAAACCCAGCACUGCGAGUGCUUUAACUGGAAGUAGAGAAAUAGAGAGGAGAAGCAGCUACUGUAAACGGAGGCUGGAGAAAGAGAGAGAGAUUCCCCUUCAUACUCCCAGAUGUCCAUUCACAAUUGAUUCCUAUCAGACAAUGAAAAUUAUAGACUGCUUUCAACUUGAGCACUAUCAUCACCAGCACCAUCCUUUGCAUUGGCAACAUCAUCUCCAUCAUCUGUACCUCACCCAAAGUGAUUGUUUCCUAGAAUGAGUAGUCUACAGGUUUUUGCUGUACCGUACGCUGUAAUGCUGCAACAGCUUCUAACUUCUUUUCCUGCUGUCUCUUAAAAAGUCCUUCUCCUUUCUCAGAUUACUAGCGCACAUUGUGAAUGAAACCACUGGUUGUAUUUUGUUACCAUAGUGAAUUCCAAACCUUGGUUGCCUCUAAAACUGGCUUGUUGAUACCAAGGUAAUUACUUUUUCAUUUUGGUCCAAAAUUUAAACUGCAGUUUCUGCAGGUUAAUUAAAGCUGCCAGACAUCCAGGUUUACAUCAUUGUCAUUGCUACAGUGUUACUAAUUUGCAGGGGAAAUUUUUUUGUACGGGUUCUAGUUUUUUUUAAUUUUGCCAAACAAAGAUAUUUAAUGAAAAGAAUUACGUUGUGAAGUAUUCGGGGGGAUAAUGUUUUUAUUUUUAAUUUCCAUUUGGAACAUUUGCCCUGGAGAGAAAAAAACUAUUCCCUUCAACUUUGCUGUUGAAUAAAAUUUGAGUUGUGAUGAU